Messenger RNA from Phyllopteryx taeniolatus (common seadragon), 2480 nucleotides. Its product is annotated as tudor domain-containing protein 5-like. The record is from RefSeq and is a predicted model, not a curated record. NCBI's taxonomy places the organism in Eukaryota, Metazoa, Chordata, Actinopteri, Syngnathiformes, Syngnathidae. Gene Ontology annotation, biological process: spermatogenesis. The transcript has 18 exons. Bases 260 to 2398 code for a protein of 712 amino acids.
UGUAAAUUAAUCCGCUGCUAGUGUUUGAAUGAAAUUGCUCUGCUUGUCACUAUACGCCGCUGGCACAGAUGGAUGAACAAAGAUUAUUUAUCGUCCAUAAAUGAUCGAAUCGGGUGGUUUCCCGCGGCACACCUGAUGAUCUCUAGUGCCGAGGUCGGGAGUUACCGGGAUCACGACGUGUCAAUUAAAAGGCCAUUUUAUUAGAACGUUCCAUCCGGAAUGGUUCGUGUGUUUCAAAGUCCUUGAGCUGUCAGAUGAGAUGAGAGGACACCAUGCCAAAUGCCAUAGACGGGCUAACGAGAAGCAUCUCUGUGGCGCUUUGCCGCAUCGUCCGCCUUCUCCUCGCGGGGCCCCCCAAGGACAGUCAUCAGAAGACCCCGCUGGGGUCACAGGGGUUCAGAGGUCGCCUGGCGAAGACGUCCACAUGCUCGUGUCAAAACACCAGCUGGCGCAACCGACGCGGGCUUCUCCCAUCUCCUUGUCCCGCCCUGUCCCUCUAGACCCCUCCUCGCACAGAAGUACCGAGAUGUCAGCAGACAUGUCGAACAAAGAACAGGUCUUCGCUCAGCUCAAGAAGGAUGUCCGCUCUUUGCUCAUUUCGUCCAAAUUGGGCUUGGACCCCAACCAGCUGACGAGGGACUACGGCAACAUGCUGGGAUGUCCCAUGCCGCUGCAGUUGCUGGGCUUCGGGAACGUUCUGGACAUGGCCGCGGCAAUGCCGGACGUGCUGUCGGUGAGCCGCGGCGUCAACGGCGUGGCACUUUUGAAAGCUGUGAGUGACACGUCCACCAAACAUAUUGAGGAGCUGGUGGCCAAGCAGCGCAAUCCGAAGAAAAGGAACCAUUUCCACCAGUAUCAACCGUCGCCCUUGCAGCACCAUCCUUUUCUUUCAAUCCACACUUUAAGGGCACAGCUGAAAAUCCUCCUCUGUCAGGGGCCGCUCAAGCUGUGCGACUUGAACGCGUGCUACCUGCGAUGCUUUCACCGACCGCUCCUCCCCUGCGAGUUCGGUUUCGACACGCUCGGAGGGAUGCUGGAGGCCGUGGCAGAUCUGAUCUUCGUCCAGCCCUCCAACAUGGGUCUCAUUGUCAGCCUGAGAGAGAACGCCAUGCCUACGAAUCACUAUGGAUUGUUCUACACGCCCAAUUGGGUCAAAACGCGGCCGCCGAAAUACUCACACGGCAGACGUCCGAAGCAAGGAAAACCAUCAGAGCCACCAAGCUCUCAGCCCACGGCGGUGGCCGAGAGAAAGGACCAAGAAGCAGAUCUAGAGCUCUCUCAGAAACCGGUGCUGGAGAGGCCUUCGGGCAAGGAUGCGCCGCCGAUCGAGAACAGUCACUUCCCCGUACGACCGGCAGAGGGCGACAAUGGUCACUGUACAGUUGUGGACUUGGGUAGUGUCGGCCAGCGUGCACACGGGGGCGGCGAAAUCAAAGGCGAAGGCGAUCGCUGUGCAGCGCGGGCCCGUCAGGAUGAAACGUCAGAGAUCAGCGAGGACUCCCGGACCCCAGAGGAGAGCGCGGCGACACCCCCCGCCGCUGAGGUGCGCCACGGCUCCGCAAUUGCCCGGGACGUUCUGGGCACUCAGCGUCUCAAGCGGCCCACGCCGCACGGCGUCCGGGAUCUCGCGGCCGUCCGGGUGGAGCAUGUCGAGUCGCCGGGGCAUUUCUACGUCAGCUUCGUUGAGAGCGACGAGGCGCGGGCUUUGCAGGACUUGAUGUUUGAGAUGAGGCGAUGUUACACCUGUUCCGAGGUGUCCGAGCACUACCGACUCCCGCAGAGAUUGGUCCGACGGGGCCAAGCCUGUUGCGUGUCCGCCAUCGGCUUCUGGUUCUACCGGGUGGUGAUCCGGCAGGUCGUCAGCGCCACUCGGGCGGAGGUGUACUUCGUGGAUUACGGCAACACCACCACCGUGCACUCCGCCGACCUGAAGUUCCUCAGGGCGCGUUUCUCCGUUCUCCCGGCGCAAGCUGUCCCCUCAUCGCUCGCUGGAAUUAAACCAAUAACCGGCACCUGGACUCCCGAGGCCACGUCUUCCUUCCAGGAGCUGUGCUCGCAUCACGUGCUCGCGGGCGCCCUCUAUAGUUACGUCGGAGACGUGCUGCAGCUCUACCUCUGCGACACGCGCACAAGCGACGACGUCUACGUCCACGACGUCCUGCUGAGCCAGGGCCACGCCGUGGCGUGCGCUCCCCCUGCCGGUGCCGCGCUGUGUGCCGAGGACAGUCCGGUCACUCUGUACCUGGGCGAUGGCUCGGUCGACCCGCAAGAAGACGUCGCCGUCUCCCUCAAGGUUGAAGACGACGAGAUGCCGGACUUGGAGCUGAUCGUGGACGAGCAGCUCAGCUCGCACUUCCAGAUUCUCAAUGGCAAGUCCAUUUGGCUCAGCAGUCCGUGACUGGGACGCCUUAAACUUUUGAACACCCCGCAAAAAUCCAGGACUGCUCCGAAGGUACCCCCGUCUUCAGGCGAAGGUUUGG